Solanum dulcamara is the source of this 1470-nucleotide messenger RNA. RefSeq names its product WRKY transcription factor 23-like. Gene Ontology annotation, biological process: regulation of DNA-templated transcription. Lineage: Eukaryota; Viridiplantae; Streptophyta; Magnoliopsida; Solanales; Solanaceae. Gene Ontology annotation, molecular function: DNA-binding transcription factor activity; sequence-specific DNA binding. The transcript has 3 exons. The coding region runs from base 72 to 1031 and encodes 319 amino acids. The record is from RefSeq and is a predicted model, not a curated record.
UGUCACUAUAUAACUCGCCCAAUUAUAUUAUCUGCUCUCUUCUCCCUCCCUUCUUGUGAGUGAUUAAAUUAAUGAAAAUGGAAAGCUACAAAGAUAUAAAAAUGGAAGAUCAUCAUCCAACGUAUUUCUUUGAUAAUAAUAAUAAUCACUCAUUUACAGGGUUAAUCUCAGAUUACAACAUAAAUACAUCGUCUUUGGGGUUCAUGGAGUUGUUGGGUUUUCAAGACUUUUGUUCAUCAGCUUCCGUCUUUGAGUUACCAAAAGAAGAAAACUCAUGUCCUGCUGUUUAUUCUGUAUCUGAAGAAGAAGAAGUAAAGCCAUCAUUUGCAAGUGAAAGCCAAAAUCAUGUUACAAGUAAUACUGUAACUGCAGGUAAUGUAUUGAAUACGCCAUCUACACCAAAUUGUUCAUCCAUUUCCUCUGAGGGACAGGGGGAUGCACCAGAGGGGGAAGUAGAGAAUCAUGACCAACAAAACACAAAGACUAAACAACAGUUGAAAACGAAGAAAACAGUUAAUCAGAAGAAGCAGAAAGAGCCGAGAUUUGCAUUCAUGACAAAGAGUGAGGUUGAUUUUUUAGAAGAUGGUUACAGAUGGAGAAAAUACGGUCAAAAAGCUGUCAAAAACAGCCCUUUCCCCAGGAACUAUUACCGCUGCACAAAUGCAACAUGUAAUGUAAAGAAAAGAGUAGAGCGAUGUUUCAGUGACCCAAGCAUAGUGGUGACUACCUAUGAAGGAAAACAUACUCAUCUAAGUCCCAUGAAUACGAUGAUGCACCGUCCUAGCUGCUAUCCAAUAAAUCCAGUACUCCCUUCACCUCCCGCCUUUUCUCUGCCAAUGCAGUUCAACAUUAAUCAGUCCUUCAACGACUUGACAAGUCCUAAUUUAGCCAUGAAUAAUCAGCUUGAUCAUGCUGCUUUUGUUGCACAAGGAAGGGGCUUAUGCAGUAGUACCGAAAUGCUGGGAGACCAGGGUCUUGAUCUUCAGGAUCUUAUGCCUUCCGCGGUGCUAAAACAAGACUACAACAGAUGAUCAAUGAUGUAUAUAGAGGAUAUAUAUAAUUAGCUAGUGUACUCGUACUUUUCGUAUUUCUAAUAUAUAUAUAUAUUCAUAUCGGAAAUCUGAAGGGGAGCCUUGGAGUAACUGGUAAAGUUGCUGCCAUGUGACCAGGAGGCCACGGGUUCAAGCCUUGGAAACAGCCUCUGGCAGAAAUGCAAGGUAAGGCUGCGUACAACAGACCCUUGUGGUCGGGCCCUUCCCCGGACCCUGCGCAUAGCGGGAGCUUAAGUGCACCGGGCUGCCCUUUUAUUCAUAUCGGAAAUCUCAUGACUCUUAACAAUGACAUUUUCUGAUCCUCUACUAUAUAUGCAUGUGUAUACUUUUCUGCUCUGUCGUCCCUCCAUUUCACUUUGUUUGGUAACUGUUUAAUUCCUUAUUGUUCCAUUCUAAAAAAACGAAAUAUUUCUAUGUU